AUGGCCGACUAUUCCUCUCUCAAGGUGCCCGAGCUGAAGAAGCUGCUGAGUGAGCGCGGCCUGACGGUGAACGGCAACAAGGCCGACCUGAUUGCGCGCCUGCAGGAGAACGAUGCGGCGAGCAAGGGCGGUGCCAAAGCUGCAGCCGAAGACGAGAUCGACUGGGACGACGAGCAGCCGACGGCCAAGGUGCCAGCGGCUGCGGCUGCCGCUGUUGAGGCCAAGGCCAAGGCCGAGACGACGACGAUGACGACAGCAUCAGAGCCGACGACAGCGGCGGCAGCGGCUGUUGUCGACACGGCCGAGGAAGCGGUGCCGGCUGCUGCUGUUGUUGCGAGCGACGACAAGGUGGGCGGUGAAGUCGGUGAAGUCGGUGAGGCCGCCGAUGCAGUCGAUGCAGGCGAUGCAGAAGAUACGACUGCCUCUGUUUCUGCUCCUGCAGCAGCCGAGUCCGAGGUCGUUCCCGGCCUGUCGCAGCACCUUGCCGCCACCGACGCGGACGAGGAGGCCCGGCGGCGUGCCGCGCGUGCCAAGCGCUUCGGCAUCGUCGACGACGCGGACGUGGCCAAGAAGACGGAGCGUGCGGCUCGAUUUGGCAUCGAUCAGGCCGCCGUCAAGGGCCUCGAUGCCGCUCUGCCGGACCGCCCGCGCAAGCGCGGCGCCGACGGCAUCGAUGGACCGGGCGGCGCGGCCACGACGGCCAACGGCACAGCCGCCACCAACAAUGGAAGGGGCAACAAGCGUGUGAUGCCGGAUCGCCGCAGUGGAGCCGGCCGCGAUGGCCGUGCGGGCGGGCGUGGUGGCCGUGGUGGCAGCGCUGCUCGCGGACACGGAAACGGAAACGGCAGCUUCGGCGGCCAGCCAAAGAAGAGAGCCGUCUUGGAUGACCCGGUCGAACGGAAGAAGGCCGAGGAACGGGCAAAGCGGUUCGCUUCUUAA
Grosmannia clavigera kw1407 is the source of this 939-nucleotide messenger RNA. Its product is annotated as DNA-binding protein. The record is from RefSeq and is a predicted model, not a curated record. Bases 1 to 939 code for a protein of 312 amino acids. Gene Ontology annotation, cellular component: nucleus. The transcript is spliced from 2 exons. Gene Ontology annotation, biological process: poly(A)+ mRNA export from nucleus. NCBI's taxonomy places the organism in Eukaryota, Fungi, Ascomycota, Sordariomycetes, Ophiostomatales, Ophiostomataceae.